Messenger RNA from Aureobasidium subglaciale EXF-2481, 2949 nucleotides. RefSeq lists its product as uncharacterized. The coding region runs from base 88 to 2610 and encodes 840 amino acids. The transcript has a single exon. The record is from RefSeq and is a predicted model, not a curated record. Lineage: Eukaryota; Fungi; Ascomycota; Dothideomycetes; Dothideales; Saccotheciaceae.
UCGGCGCGCUGUCAAACAAAUAUUCUCCCUUGCUUGCGCUGGCAAUUCGCUGACUUGACCGAUUAUCGAUAGCCAACACCUUUCACAAUGCCGCCUCGCGCCACAAAGAAGAAGGCGACAGUGCCUGAGACUCCGUCAAAACGUGUGACGCGCACUUCGACACGCGCCGGCAGCGCAACUCUCGAAGAACCUCUCGAAACGCCGACGCUCAGAAGAGGUCGCUCGCGCUCAAAGACGCCCGAAUCCAAGACUUCGUCAUUCGAGAAGCCACAUCACGAGUCGCAGCUUCCCGCCGUCGCCGAAGAGGAAGAGAGACACACUCCUCGCGUCACUUUGCCCAACCCUGUCGACGUUGCUCCCAUCGCAGACGCAUCGCCUUACGUCACCCCUGCCACCUACCGCCAAAUCGCUGCUUCGACGCGCAAAUCGCUCCACGAGUCGCCCAAAGUCAGCCAGACUGUCCAGCAGUCGGUCGAGGUCUACGUUCACCAGGACGCGACCGGAGUCGAGAACGAUAACGACGAGGUCGAGCAACACGAAUCAGAAGAAGAAGCUGUCCAGGAAGCCGUCGAAGCACAGCUUGCCAGCGAGACAGCCGAGGCUGGUUUGUCACUCUCUCAUCCUACCCCCCCUGAUCUGAAGACAACCCCCAACACAAGCCUUGCCGGCAAAUCAUCCACAAGAGACAGAACUUUGUCCGGCCGAGUCGACAAACGCAUUCUUCCUUCAGAACGCGGCGCGAUCCGCAGCCCUUUGAUAUCCAGCCCAUUGGCUCAAGUCUCGGGCAACGCUGCAUCGUCGCCUGUGUCACCGCUUAACUUUUCCAAAUACCUGCCUGCACACUUCCAGCGUUCACCUGCUUUCUCGUCUCCUACGCUCAUGGAACGCAGCCUCAAGUCUGACGGUGUCUUCGGAGGGCUAACCGAUUCUCAACGUACAGCGCUCCUCAUGGACAUGCGCAGCGAGAUUAUGCGCCUGCGCAGAAUCGAGGAGCAAUACCUCGCUGUCUCCAAGCAGUCCCAGCCCGUCACCUAUGCAUCUCCUCAGCAGCUUGCCAAGUCCACAUCGCAGCCACCCGCUCUGCAAGAAUCAUCCCCAGACGUACCUUGCACCGUCACCCGCCUCAAGGACCUCCGUUACCAGAGAAGCAUAGCUGUACCUGCCAGAGCCAGACUCUUGGCAGAAGAAGCCGACCGCAAGGCCGCCGCCGCUGCUGCUGCUGCUGAGAAGAAGGCCCAGGAAGAGAAACACGCCGACCAGACUCCUUCGCGGUUUGUCGACGACAAGCGUAAGAGCAAGACUUCUCAGACCAAGACUCCCGAAGCGCAAACACCACAGAAAUCAUCACAAGCGCUCGUCGUGGCCGAGACGCCUGCUGCUUCUCCAUCAUGGGGACUCGGCUCUCUUUUCGGCUCAGUGAAGAACAUCUUCACUCACCGACCCAACCUUUCACCCAUCAAGCAGCACCAAGACCAGCCUCAAGAGCAAAGUCAAGAGCAACAGAAAGAACAACAACAGCAGGAACAAAUGCAGCAGUCGCCAUCUGAGCGCGCUCCUAAAAGACCGUACUCUACCCCCGCACAUCUCAAGCAGCAAAAGCGCAACCACUUCAUGUCUCCGCAGCAGAGUCCAACCCCCAAGGCCAAAUCACCCGCUCCACCCGCAACGCCUGCUGCUGAGGAGACUGAGAAUUACGGCCAGACACCCAGAACCCAGCGUCGCACCGUGCGCCAAAAGCGCGACACACCCGUAAAGCCUAAAGAGCCCAAUGCAGACGUCAGAGCCCAGAAGCUUGAGCAAGUAGCUCAAAAGAGUGCCGAGCGCCAACAAGCCGAGGCAAAGGCCGAUAGACUUGAGAAAGAGCGUCAUGAAAUCCAGGAAGAGCUGCGCAAGAGUCAAAUGCAAAUUGCUGCUAAUUACAGAACUGGCAACAAGAGAAAGGUCAAUGUCGAUGAUCUUGCAGUCAUUCCAUGCUCAGACGGUGUCUUCAAGUUCGGUAUGGUGGAUAGCUUCUUCACAUACGACGAAGAUAGAGACUUUGUCGAAAUGUACGAGGAAGACAUUCACCUGCGAUCAUCUGUUCAGCAGUCAAAGAGAGCCAGAAUCGAUGAUAACGUCUUCGAGCCCAAGACUCCACCAGCACAGCCCUCUUUCGUCAGCCCUGUCAAGCAAGCAGAGGCACCACAGACAUCCCAGACACCACAGGCAUCUGCUGCUCCUGCAACACCUGCUCCAAACUACUCGCAGCUCACUCAGCAAGCCAUUGAGAAGCAGCUUCAAGGUCUCGAUCGACACAAGCCCAAGCAGCCUUCGCGCCUUCGUAAUGUUGAACGCCUCUCUACCGGCAGCACCCUCGCCGCUCCGUCACCGCAGCAAGGUAUUACCAGCCCUCUUCAGAACAUCAAAGAAGUUAGCCCCGUCCCUCAGCUUCCCCACACACCUCCUGCCAAGAUCUACAACUGGCCAGCCGGAGAAGAACUUGAAACACCCGAGACUUGGGAAAGAAUUCUCAAGCUGUACACGCCUGAGAUGGCCGCAGCUGAUCAUGCUUACUUCACCAAUGGCUUGAUUGCCGCUGGCGCCAACACUUCGGCAGUGUUCACCCUCUGAGCGACGCGAGUUGAGACGAACGAAUCCACAAUCUACGUCGAGUGAAGAAAGGUCAAGGUCUCUUUGGUUUGCAGCUGGUCAAUCAAGACUAGCUCGCCAUGAUCUGACUGUCAAGAAGGCUUCUGCGGUUUGUAGCUGGUUUCAUCAUACUAGCUCGCCAUUCAUCUGGUGUGCAGCUGGUUUCAUCAGGACUAGCUCGCCACCCAUUCGGUUCGCAGCUGGUAUUCUACACUGGCUCGCCAUGUACUUGGUUUGCAGCUGGUCUCUGGCAGACUCAGCUCGCCGUCCAUUCGGGUUGCAGCUGGUUGAUCAUACUAGCUCCCCUUGUACCCGGUUUGC